Linnemannia hyalina is the source of this 501-nucleotide messenger RNA. The record is from the annotation of a GenBank genome assembly. Lineage: Eukaryota; Fungi; Mortierellomycota; Mortierellomycetes; Mortierellales; Mortierellaceae.
AUGUCGGCUUCGCUCCUUGUCAAGCAGGCCAUGAGGGCCACCCCCCUCAUGGCUUCAUUCCGUCCCGCCACCGCCUCGGCCAUCAGAUUCAACUCGACCUCUACAUCCGUCAUCGAGACCCGGGAACCCGUUGCUCUCCAGGCCGAGAUCGUCAGCGGAGCCCCUGAGGAGAUCCGUAUGCAGCCUUGCCGCAUCUUCAAGCAGUCCAAGGCUUCAACCCAGUCCGGAAUCACCAACACUGGCGUCUGGAGAUUGGAUUUCGAUACCCAGCUCCAGGCCGGCCGCUUCGAGAACGAGCUCAUCGGAUGGGCCUCCAGCGCUGACUACAUGCAGGCUCUUCAGAUGAAGUUCAUCUCCAAGGAGGACGCCAUCGCUUUCGCCGACAAGCAGGGAUGGGAGUUCACUGUUCAGGAGCCCAACCAGAAGAUCUUCAAGAAGAAGAUCUAUGCUGAUAACUUCAAGUACUCACCAAAGAAGCUUCGUUUCGUCAAGACCAAGUAA